GUUAGAACAAGGCAGUCCCGAAUCAUCCUUGUUCAGGACCCUUUCUUUCUAUGGGUGCUAUAUUUUCGUUAGUUUCUAGUAGGCUACCGUUUAAGCGGCCAAGGGGUGAAGAGGGAAUCACUUCUUCACGUGCUUUGCUCAAGGCCCAUGAGGCGGAAGAAAGGGCUACGGUUUCCAAAAUAGGGCGAUCGUUUUUUUCCACCUGCGAGAACGAGACAGAUCCAUCGCACGCUUUUUUGUUGCGCCUGCGAUGCCGUGGCAGAGUUGAUGCAGGUCGCACAUUAUGCCAUUGUGUUGUAGGUGGUCCCUCAGUUGAGCUCACCUACGGCUGUCAUUUUCACCUGUACGAAACGCCUGAUGCGGGCGAUUCCCACGGAACGGCGCUGUGCUGGUCUCUGAAACGAUCCGUUCUAUCCGCUGCAGCGUUGGUGGUGCUGGGCCGAGUCGCGAACAGUUGCCGAAAGAAAAUGGUUGUCGUCGAUGGGAAGGGAAUGGGUAUUGUUUUGAAGUAUACUACCAUUGUUUGAAGAUAUUAAUAAAGGAAGGCCUUU
Phytomonas sp. EM1 is the source of this 551-nucleotide messenger RNA. Lineage: Eukaryota; Euglenozoa; Kinetoplastea; Trypanosomatida; Trypanosomatidae. The record is from the annotation of a GenBank genome assembly.